Molecule: messenger RNA, 1697 nt
Organism: Harmonia axyridis
Lineage: Eukaryota; Metazoa; Arthropoda; Insecta; Coleoptera; Coccinellidae
Product: protein spaetzle 5-like
Exons: 5
Coding region: 238-1326 (362 amino acids)
Biological process (GO): central nervous system formation; innate immune response; regulation of Toll signaling pathway
Cellular component (GO): extracellular region
Molecular function (GO): growth factor activity; Toll binding
Source: RefSeq, a predicted model, not a curated record
ACCUACUAUUACUACUCUAGACACAUUCGAUUCACUAUACGAAUCAGUGAUGGUCCACUGAAUAUAAGGAAAUCACAAAUAAUUAAGCAACAUCGCUGUUAAUCACAAAUGUAUGGGAAUUUCGGUGUUGCGAACAGGACACGAAAAUAUUCAGUCCAAAAAACUUCUAUUUCGCUCUGAAAAUGGCAACAAUAAGACCAUUGUGAACAUUUUUCACCGGUUAGUGUUUAGUGAUACAUGCUUGAGAUGAGUGUUUUGGAGAGGAUACUAAGUGCAAUAUUGGUAAUUUCAUUCAUUUUGGGCUCAGCAAUUUCUAGUCUCGGCGAUUGUUCUUAUUAUGGAAGAACAUGUCCCUUUUUACCAGCUCCAGCUGGUAAAACACCCAAAUGUGCAAGGCCAGGACUGACAUUUUGUGAAUAUCCUGACGGCUAUCCUGCAGAGUUAAUCAAGUCACUAGCAAAACAGGAUCGAUACAACCAUCGAUCUCUGGUCACCGAUGAAACCAGGGAUGAAUAUUCAGCAUCGACAGGACCGUAUCCUGCAGCAAAGUAUCCUUUAUCAUAUAAAGGAAUAGAUAUAACAACGUCUUCACCCUAUUACAACAGUGGGGUACAGGGACAGUGGUACAACGGUGAUUUGAACGUACCAAAUUUCACCAAACAAUUCAACCAAUCAGAUCAUUUGUUCAAUGGUUUUGGUGAUCACCAAGGUGGCCUUGCAUCGAACAAUGCGGCUCAGUUCCUUAGAUACAAAUACACGUCGAAUAUACCACAUCCACAACAUCCCUAUAGAGAUCUGUCACCAAGAUUUUUAGGACCAUUCCAGGAUUUUCCCCAUUUCCGCUCUAAUUAUUUAUGGAAAAGAGAAACAAAUCCAUUCAGUCAAGCUCACGAAAGAGUCAAACGAUCUGAAUUACUGAGACGAUUUAUGAGAGAAAUCAGAGAAUCUCCGUUUAAAAAAAAUUCUACAGAGGAGGUAAACCACAAAAGGCAAAAGAGACAAGAUGAUGGUCUAAGUGGUGAAACACUUUGUAGAGCAAAAUCGACUUUUAUUAUGCCUAGAGCUGCUAUGAAUGCUGAUGGAAAUUGGCUGUAUGUGGUGAACAUGGAAGACACCAAUCAAAAAUAUACGCAGCUGGUUAAAACUGAAGUUUGCGCAACUAAAACUUGCAGCUCCCUUUGCGGACUACCUCUUGGUUAUACUUCUAAAUGCGAACAGAAAUACAUACAGAAGAGAUUGAUAGCAUUGCAGGGGGAAGGAGAUCAGCUUUUUACAGAUAUUUUUUGGAUACCAAGCUGUUGCGUUUGUACGAUUCAACAAUCUUGAAGUUAUUCAAUGAGACAGAAUUCCAAAGAAGGAAGUAUUAUUUAUGUUGUUGUUCGAAUAUCGAAUGAACUGAUGUGAAUGUAGCAUAAUUAAAAAGGAAUAGGAAUAUAUAUUAAAUAUUCCAGAAGAAUAAUCACUUCUACAUGAACAAUCUAUCAUAUAAUUAUUUGGAUUAUAUGAUAAAUUAAUUUGUAUCAUGAUAUGAAAUUGUUCAAUUCCUCAUCAAUGAUCUACAACAAUUUACACCGUAGACAUUAGGAUGUGUAUUCUUUCGAACUAUUUUAUUUUUGACAAUUGACUAUGUUACCAUACAUUCAAAUUAUUAUACAUAAUUUCGUUAUAAUAAACUGCCAAGUCUUUCACACAAUAAA